UUUUAAGAAAUUCAAAAUGAGAGGAAAAGCUAGGAAAGGCCAAAUAAGUGCCGAUAGCAUUGAUCCUGAGUGGAAAACCCAAUUCUCAGGAUGAAGGAAGCUAGUCCAUGAGUUGCCACUCACACUUGAAAGAGUUAUAGGCAUGGGAAUUUACUCUAACCAUUCCCUUUCUAUCAACCAUGAGACUGGCCAGGUAGUAUACCCAACCGGAUCUGUAUUGUGCUUAAUGGAUAAGUCUAAAGAUACCAAGAAUAUGUCUUUCUUGUUUAAUGAAAGUAACAAGACUUUCAGGUGAGUAAAAUUCUCAAAUGAUGGCAUGAUGCUAGCAGCUGGUGAAGGAGUAACUAAGCAACCGGAGAUCUGCGUUUGGCAAUUUAAUGAAGUUUCAGAAGACUAUGAACCUUAUUGAAGACUCAAAGGACAUAAAUUAUGAAUAGAGUCGGUCCAUUUCUCACCAGAUGGUAGAUACUUGGUCUCAUUGGGCAAUAAAAACGAUAAAGGACUUUUUGUCUGGGAUUUAAGCACUAAGAAGAAUAUUACCUGAAACAAACUGACCAAGUGGGUCAAAGACCUGGCAUUCUCAGAAGAUAGUUCGUAUUUCAUUACUUGUGGGUCUAGUCACUUCAAAUUCUGGCAUUUUGAUGAAGAAGGUGAGCCUAUUAAGACACUUGUUACUGAUACACAAGGAGAGCAAGAGCAUUAUGCUAUGGAAAAUCAAGCAGUUGAUCUUACUAAAGUUGAUUCAAAAGAUUUUGUGGGAGUCGUAUGAAAGGAUUUGAAUACUUAUACUCUUUCUUCAAAAGGAAAGCUCUAUGUAUUCAACCCAAAUCGGAAAAUAGAAAAAUGGAUGGAUAUUAAAACUUCCCUUGCUUUUGGACUUUCACUUAAUGGGGAUAGACUCAUCUGUAAUUGUGCUAAUGGAAUAAUAAGAAUUUUUCAGACAGAGACUUUAACUCAUCUUCAGACAUUGCCAAAGCCUCCAUGUCUUGGAGGAGCGAAUCAUGUAAUUGGAGCAAAGAAAGAAAAACAAGAAUCUCAGAAAAAGCAUCUUUAUGGGGAUUGCAUAGCAGCUGAAUUUGAUGAAAUGAAUGAGAAAAUAAUAGCAGUGUAUUCGGAUGGGAUGACUUUAAUUUGGGAUGUGAACUCCACUGAGAAGCCUAAAGUUAUGAGGUCCUUUAUCUCACAUAAAUCUGCUAUUACUGAUCUUGAUAUUCUUCCAACUUCUACUUCUGAAAUCACCAAGUUUGCCACAUGUUCUUCUGAUAAAACAGUCAGACUCUGGAACUUCUAUGACUACUCAGAUCGUAACCUCCGAGACUCAGUUCGAAGGAACAUUUACUGCAAAGAGCUUGAGCAAAUCAUUUACUUGGCUGAUGACUUCUCUCAUUUCCAGCUUAAAGAAGUUGAUGAAGACGAAAAGACUGACAUGAUUGGGGACUCACAAGAUGAAACCGACAAACUCAAGUGUGUCAAAGCGUCACCAGACGGAGCCCACAUUGCUUGUGGUGAUGGAGAGGGCAACAUCAAAGUCUUCGAUGUGCAGACUUCACAGAUGAUCAGUGAUAGAAAGUGACACGACCAAGAAGUCACCAGUCUUGACUACAGUCCGUUCUUAGAUGACGACGAUGACUACAUACUGGCUUCAGCAAGCAGAGACAGAAUGAUCCACGUGUACAAGAGCGGUCAUGAAUACGAUGCUGUGAACUCGCUCGAAGGCCACUCUUCAUCUAUCCAUGACAUCAACUUUGCUUUUGACAAAGACGAAGUUGAUCCCAGCAAGAGACUCAAACUGUUGUCUUGUGGAGCAGACAAAACCAUCAUUUACAGAGGGGUCGAAGGUGCCAGUUCAAUCACCAACUACCACAAACAAGUCAUCAAGAACAACAAGUUCACUUCGAUGCAUGUUAGCGGCUCCAAAGUGGUCGUCGGUCUGGACAAACUGACUGCGGUCUACGACAUCUCAACUUACAACAAGCUCUAUGAAAAAUAAGCCUGAAUUGAUGAAAUCAACUGGCCAGCUCAAUUACACCCAGGUGUUGCUGGACAGGUCAGGGACUUUCUUGGUCAGCUCAUGCAGCGACAAAACAUUUACAGUGCAGGACACUCUGGUGGGCACUCUCGUGACAAGAGCAUCGUUUGGAGAACAAGUCACUUCGAUCCAGCUGACUGUGGACAACAAACACCUGAUCACAACUUCGGUAGAAGGGUCCAUUUACUUCUGGAGACUCAACGAGCAAAUCACCAAGUGCAUCAACCAGCGACUCAACAUUCUAGAACUUAAAGUGCCAUCGCUUCAUGAGCCAGCUGAGCCGAGUCUGAGAAUGCCACCUCUUGUUGUUAAGAAGAAGGCUCCCAGACACAACCUUCACAAAAAGCAAGAGUCUGAUGACUGGGAUGAAAGCUGAGGCAAGCUUCCAUUUGCUGGCAAAAACCCUGGCGAAAUCCUGCUCCAGAUGAACAGAGAACGCAAGGCUCAGCAAGAAGAAGCCAAGACGCCUAAAGAGCUUACAGAGUCACAGUUCGUCAGACACGAACAAGCUAAAGAAGUCAGCGACAUGGUCGGCAACAUUGCUAACGACAUCUGAAACAUGUUCGAAACAUCGAACCAAGAAAGCAUCCGCAACAACGCGAAGGCAGCUUCACCAAGCAAAGAAGUUGAGGUGUCUUACAAGAAAGCCCAGGACUCCGAGAUGCUGCCGGUAGAAACUGGGUACAUUCCAGACUGGGCUCAGACUAAUAUUGAGGCUCUGGGCGACAAAGCUAAAGAGGGAGGACACCAGUUAGACAAUGCUGAGAGUUGUUUGACUUUGACACCGAACGAGAGUGCAGACCCAAAGAACUCGACUGGGAAGUUUUGACAAGAUCAUAGCUCAGAAGAGAAAGGAUCAGAAAGUGCUUCUAAUAGAAAAUAAGUGGAAACAAUCAAAGAGAUCUGCUGAAAAAGAUAAAAAGGAAGUGCUCCAUGAAGUUAAACAAGAACUCAAGGUUGAAGAUUACGACGACUUAAUCGAUGAAGUUCCAGAAAAAGUGGAACUUCAUGAUAGCUCUUCUAAUGAGAUUGAAAAUAUUUUGAUGAAAGAAUCUAAUGAGAACAAACCACCAUUGCGAAGUAAGAAGCAAUGGGAUAAAUCCAAGCCUAAUGCUGUCAAGAAAGCAAUGGAAGGAGAUCAAGGAGCAAACGAUUAUUAUGAAGCAAUGAAGUUACUGAGACAAGGUUCUAUCACUCUUGAAGACCUUCCAGAAAAUUUUAAAGAUAAACUAGAUACUAUUUCUCAAACACCUAAACCAAAUACUCAUUUACCUGUCCCUCAAAUGGAGUCAGGAUUUGCAGAAGCCUCUUUCGGACAAAAGUCUGAGAAAUUACAGAGAAUUAGACAGAUGAAUGAAAAGGAAGAAAUUCGUGUCGAAAAGAUGGACUCACCACAAGACCAAAGUCAAAAUGAUCUAAACGAUGUCAGUGAUAUUCGGAUUCCUCAAGAAACAGAAAAUUCUGCAUCAAAAAUGCCUCUAAAAUCAAGGAUCCCAGGUAUAAAGAGAAGCCCUCCAAAAUUUGAUUCAUCAAAAGACAAAAAGACUAGAAGCUUUAUUGAAGAACAUGAUGAACUAGAAGAUGCUCCUAUCCCUCAUUCACUAGAUGAUGAGAAGAGUCUAGGAGAAGGUCCUCCUCUCAACAAGUUUACCUCUCAUCAGUUCUUGGAGGUGAACAAACGACCUGUGAAGCAGAAGGAUGAUUACAGUAUGAAUAAUAAUGACAAUAUUUCUCAACAACCCAGAGUUAAAUCUGAAGCAGGUUAUGAUAAAGAAGAGUUCUCACAGAAAGAAGAAAGCGUUCAUAUGGAUGGCAAUAAUGCUCAGGAUACUAAGAGUGAGACUCAUAACUACCCUCAGAUGGAAAGUGUGGGGGAUACUGAGCUAUAUAAACUGCAUAAUGACUCUACCUUCCCUCAAGAAGCUGAUGAGAUGACUAAUGCAGCUGUGAAUACUACAUUGAAGAUGGAAUUAGAGAAAAUAAAUGAAUCUUUGAUGAAAAUUGUGACAGUAGCAGGAAGAAAGGAUUCUAAAGGAGUGAAGAUUCUCCCUGAAGUUUCUGAUGGGAUGAAUCAAUCCUUCAAUCUCUUACUCACAGCCAUGGCAAGCUUAAAGCAUCAGUCGUCAAAUGGAUUUGAAGCAAACGUUAAGUUUUAACUCUCUCUUUCACAGAAAUAGAAAGCAUAAUUGGUAAUAAUUCAAUUAUU
This is a messenger RNA of Moneuplotes crassus, 4235 nucleotides long. The record is from the annotation of a GenBank genome assembly. Lineage: Eukaryota; Ciliophora; Spirotrichea; Euplotida; Euplotidae.